Cadophora gregata is the source of this 3305-nucleotide messenger RNA. RefSeq names its product K(+)/H(+) antiporter (gene KHA1). Gene Ontology annotation, biological process: proton transmembrane transport. Bases 304 to 3003 code for a protein of 899 amino acids. Lineage: Eukaryota; Fungi; Ascomycota; Leotiomycetes; Helotiales; Ploettnerulaceae. The transcript is spliced from 5 exons. Gene Ontology annotation, molecular function: antiporter activity. The record is from RefSeq and is a predicted model, not a curated record. Gene Ontology annotation, cellular component: membrane.
CCCCUCUAGCUUGGCUCGCAUGGCUCCAUGGUUCAUCCCCCGCCACAGCCUCAAAGACAACCCGACCCCAAGAACCCCAAGCUGCCCCAACUUUCUUGUCACCCACACGCCAAGGACCUUCACCGUCAAACCUCCCCUCCCUUCCUCCCUUCCUCCCGCAUCACACAUGUCUGACCUCAGUGCCAUCUGAUCAUGUUGCGUCCUACAUAAGUAUCCAUCCCCCGAGUCAGUCUCUUCUACGCGGCAUCUGGCGUGACCAGAAAAUAAACGCUGUCCCACCGAAGAAACGCAUCUGCCACCAUCAUGUCGUCCUCUAUUCUAGCAACGGCAUCGAGGACUGUGGCUUCCGCUGCCUCUGCCUCACCAACUGGCAAUCGCGCAGUUCCCCAAGGAGGAGUAAUUGAGGGGCUCAAUCCCACCACCUACGAUGCCAAAAAUCCAAUCGUCCUGUUCAUUAUCCAGGCAGGGAUUAUCAUCAUUUUCUGUCGUAUCCUCCAUUUCCCCCUCGCCAAACUCCGACAACCUCGAGUCAUCGCAGAAGUCAUUGGUGGAGUUAUACUCGGUCCCUCGGUGAUGAUGCGAAUACCCGGUUUCAAGGAUGCCAUAUUCCCACAAGCGUCUAUGGCAGGCUUGAAUUUGGUGGCUAAUCUGGGAUUGAUCUUGUUCUUGUUCCUGGUUGGCCUGGAAGUGAAUAUGCGUAUGUUUAUUACCAAUUGGCGUGUAGCACUGAGCGUUGGAUUGGCUGGAAUGGCCCUUCCUUUCGGUCUUGGGUGUGGGAUUGCAUACGGCCUGUACCACCAAUUCAGAACCGAUGAAGGGAUUGUGGAGAUCAGCUUUGGUGUAUAUAUGCUGUUUAUUGGAACGGCAUUAUCUAUCACUGCCUUUCCCGUCCUUUGCCGUAUUCUCACAGAAUUGAAGCUCCUCAGUACUGCAGUCGGUGUCACGGUUCUGGCUGCAGGUGUUGGAAAUGAUGUCGUUGGCUGGAUUCUCCUCGCUCUAUGCGUUGCACUUGUUAACAACGGUUCUGGUAUUGCAGCGCUCUAUGUCUUACUAGCUGCUGUAGGAUGGAUUUUGUUCCUUGUUUACGCCAUUCGACCGGUGUUCAUGUAUUUUCUGCGCCGUUCCGGAAGCAUCCAGAAUGGCCCAACACAGGGAAUGAUGGCGGUCACAAUUCUUUUGGUUUUGACAUCAUCCUGGUUCACACAAAUCAUUGGAGUUCAUGCUAUUUUUGGAGCUUUCUUAGUCGGACUCAUCUGUCCCCAUGACGGUGGAUUUGCGAUCAAACUUACAGAAAAGGUUGAGGAUCUGGUAUCUGUUUUAUUUCUGCCACUUUAUUUUGCCCUAUCCGGUCUUGGCACCAAUCUAGGAUUGUUAAACGAUGGCAUCACAUGGGGAUACGUUAUUGGAGUUAUUGCGAUUGCUUUUGCUGGUAAGAUUAUUGGGGGAACUCUUGCUGCACGAGCGAACAAGCUUGUUUGGAGGGAGAGCCUUACAAUUGGAUGUUUGAUGAGUUGCAAAGGUCUCGUGGAACUUAUUGUCCUUAACAUUGGUCUCCAAGCGAAAAUUCUAUCAACAAGAACAUUCACUAUGUUCGUUGUCAUGGCUCUCGUCACUACCGUCGCAACUACACCACUUGUCCUCGCUCUAUACCCACCAUGGUACCAAAAGAAACUCGAGGCUUGGAAGAGAGGAGAAAUUGACUGGGAUGGAAAUCGCUUGACGCCAGACAACGAUACACCCAAGGAAUCCGUCGAGAAACUUCGAAACAACCAAGUCCGCAAAUUGCUUGUUUAUCUCAGACUCGACAGCUUGCCCAGUUUAUUCACCUUCAUUGCGCUUCUAGGUGGUGACAGAGCCACCGUCAGCACGAAGAUCCACAAGGCUAAGACGGAACUUGCAACAGUACCGGAGGGCGAGAGCUCAGACUCUACAUCGGUCGUUAUAUCGAAACGACCACUUGAGGUCCACGGUGUACGGAUCUUGGAGCUCACAGAGCGAACGUCCUCAGUCAUGCAAAGUUCCGAGCUUGAUGACUAUGGUCGUAGAGAUCCUGUCGUCAAUGCAUUCCGAACCUUUGCUCAGCUCAACAAUGUCGCAGUUUCAGGAGACGUAUCCAUCGUUCCCGAGGAUUCUUAUGCAGAGACAUUGAUUGGACAAGCCUCGGAUCAUUCUUCGGAUCUUGUUUUAAUUCCCUGGAACAACUCUGAUAGCUCGACCGAGUUUGGCACAGUCAAUGACUCUCUUUCGGCCAGUGUUCAAGAUGCCUUUAUUCAGAAAACACUAGAGACCGCAACAUGCAACACUGCAGUCUUUUACAAUCGUGGCUUUGGUGGUCCAUCGACAGCCCCAGAGCCUAGACUUGCCCGAACCCUCAGCGGUCUUAGUUUGCGCAGUCACCGCGAGUCAACAACAUCUCCUAUCGCAGAUCGCAGCCAUCACGUCUACUUCCCAUUCUUUGGUGGAGCCGAUGAUCGCGUGGCGCUGCGCUUUGUGCUUCAACUUGCACAGAACAGCAACGUUACUGUCACCGUCGUACACUUCAACACACCAAUUCAAUCCGGAAACGAAAAGACCCCAGAGGUCACAUACCAAACAGCUCAAGCAUCAGGGCCUUCAAACUCUUCAAAGCUCACCAUUGCUGAGAGAGUUGAUACCGAGACCAUGUACGCAACUGCAGCUCAAGAUGUGGCCCUCUUGCAUACACUCCGUGACUCCUUAUCGGCGUCGCUUACCAGUCGGGUUGUUUUUGUGGACAUCGCUACCACAACUCCAAUCACGGACUGUCUGAACCACGCGAGACAGGAGAUUGGACAGUCGCCGAAGAACGCAGGUGAUCUCAUUGUAGUUGGCAGGGGCAAACAUUCACGCGUCAUAGAGAACUUCCAUGUUAACAACUACGAAAUGCGGAGGACAUUGGGCCAUAUUGCCGAGGCCAUCAUUUCCGGAGGUGUCAGAGGCAGUGUGUUGGUUAUCAAAGCUGGUGCAAGUGCCCAGGACUCUUAGAUAUAUGUGGAUUUACAGUGAUGGAUACGGCGUUCGUUUGAGGUGUGAUAUUGGGUUAGGAUUUGAAAUGGGUAUCGACUGGUGUUUUGGCUUGGCUGGAUAUGGCUAUUGGGUAGCCACCAGAUUUACAUGGAUUACUGCAUCUAUCAAGCUACCUUGGAUAGAACGGGAUAUUUUGGAAUUCAUACAAGCCUUUGAGCUUCGCAUAUGACAUGCAUGCUGGGGAGUCGGAUAAUGAUUCUGGGUACAUCACUGAGAGAGAGAGUCACAGUAUUACUUAUUAGGGGAUUCAAACAAUUACA